Molecule: messenger RNA, 2120 nt
Organism: Helianthus annuus (common sunflower)
Lineage: Eukaryota; Viridiplantae; Streptophyta; Magnoliopsida; Asterales; Asteraceae
Product: glucose-6-phosphate 1-dehydrogenase, cytoplasmic isoform
Exons: 15
Coding region: 346-1890 (514 amino acids)
Biological process (GO): pentose-phosphate shunt, oxidative branch; glucose metabolic process
Cellular component (GO): cytosol
Molecular function (GO): glucose-6-phosphate dehydrogenase activity; NADP binding
Source: RefSeq, a predicted model, not a curated record
UACAAAUAAUAGUGAAAUAAGUUUACAUUCAUCCUUGUAAUAUUAAAAGAAGGCGGUUAUAUUCUUCUCCGCCCAAAAUAACUGCGAGAGAUACGCGCCACGUCAUCCUCCGCGGCGGCUGGCGGUAAGGUCAACAAAGUACGACCAAAGUUUGAAUGCUGGUUGGUGAAACUUUUGUAGCUAUUCGAUUCCAAUUAUCAUCAUAUAACCAUCAACAAUCUUGCCUUUUUUCUCUCCAAAUUCACUUUUCCCCUUUUAUCUUCAACUUCUCGUUUUUCUUCGAUCGGUAAUCAGGAAAGAGGUGGAAUUAAGUAAGUAAUUAAAUUCGAUUUAGAAUUUGUGAAGAUGGGAUUGGGUCAAUGGUCUUGUGAACAAAGAGCUCCGAUCAAGAAUGAGACGGUGAGUGAGUUUGUGCCGGAAACCGGAUGCCUUUCGAUUAUCGUGCUUGGGGCUUCCGGUGAUCUUGCGAAGAAGAAGACUUUCCCUGCACUGUUUCAUCUAUAUCGUCAGGGGUUUAUUCAGUCACAUGAUGUUCAUAUAUUCGGCUACGCCAGGACCAAGAUUUCGGAUAACGAUUUAAGAGAUCGCAUUCGCGGAUAUCUUACACCGUGCAAAGGUUGUGAACACACACAUGAGGAAGACGUAACCCAAUUUCUGCAAUUGAUCAAAUACGUAGCGGGUGCUUACGAUACCGAAGAGGGAUUUCGCUUAUUGGACAAAGCAAUAUCUGAAUACGAGCUGUCAAAAAACAGUACGGAAGGAUCAUCGAGAAGACUCUUCUACCUCGCUCUCCCUCCAUCUGUAUAUCCACCCGUCUGCAAAAUGAUAAAAAGUUAUUGCAUGAAUAAAUCGGACCUUGGUGGUUGGACUCGAAUUGUUGUUGAGAAGCCGUUCGGUAAGGACUUGGCUUCCGCUGAAGAACUCAGUGCUCAGAUCGGAGAAUUGUUUGAUGAACCACAAAUUUACCGUAUUGAUCAUUAUUUGGGAAAAGAGUUGGUGCAGAACUUGAUGGUACUUCGUUUCGCAAAUCGUUUCUUCUUGCCACUAUGGAACCGUGACAACAUCUCUAAUAUACAGAUUGUGUUUAGAGAGGAUUUUGGAACUGAAGGACGUGGAGGAUAUUUCGAUCAAUACGGAAUCAUCAGGGACAUCAUUCAAAAUCAUCUAUUACAGGUCCUUUGCCUAGUUGCUAUGGAGAAGCCUGUUUCUCUAAAGCCGGAGCAUGUUCGAGAUGAGAAAGUGAAGGUUCUCCAAUCGGUUCUUCCAAUUGAAGACAGUGAAGUUGUGCUUGGACAAUACGAAGGCUAUACAGAUGAUCCAACGGUUCCGGAUGAUUCAAACACUCCAACCUUCGCAACCAUGGUUCUCAGAAUUCAUAAUGAAAGAUGGGAAGGCGUUCCGUUUAUUAUAAAGGCAGGGAAAGCUUUGAAUUCAAGAAAGGCAGAAAUUCGGGUGCAGUUUAAGGAUGUUCCUGGCGACAUAUAUAAAUGUCAAAAACAAGGCAGAAACGAGUUUGUCAUUAGACUACAACCGUCAGAGGCCAUGUACAUGAAGCUAACUGUGAAGCAACCGGGGCUUGAAAUGAAGACUGCUCAGAGUGAAUUAGAUUUGUCGUAUGGGCAGAGGUAUCAAGGAACCAUAAUUCCUGAGGCUUAUGAACGUUUGAUUCUUGACACGAUAAGAGGUGACCAACAACAUUUCGUUCGCAGAGACGAGUUGAAGGCGGCUUGGGAGAUAUUUACACCUCUUCUGCACAGAAUCGAUAGAGGUGAAAUGAAAUCGCUUUCAUACAAGCCCGGAAGCAGAGGCCCGGAGGCAGCCGAUAAGCUGGCUGAAGACGUGGGCUAUGUUCAAACUCAUGGGUACAUAUGGAUACCUCCAACUUUGUAGAGUAUCAGUAAAUCCACCUGAUGCCUGCCUACAUAUCAUGAUAUAUUAUGCAAGUGUCAUGUCAUGUGUUGUUAUUUCUGGUGGCCCGGUUUUCGGAACAUUCAUACACCAUGGUUUUGUAUUAUGAGCUAUAGGAUGUGAUAAACUCAUAUUUUGAUGCCAAUAAUGUAAUAUUUUGUAAAAGAAUAAUUUUGUAUUUUGAGCAAGAAAGAAUGUUUGGUUGGCUCACA